AUGGACAAGGAAAGUCUCGAUAGCGAUAGUAAGGACUCCAUCGUCCGACGUGCGUGCGACCAAUGCCGCCAACGAAAGAUCCGAUGUGAUAAACGGCCAGAAACCCCGGGAGCCGCGGAAACGCGUCCUGAUCUCCAACGAAUAAUUGAUGACAUCGGUGAGCGCUUGGGCGGCAUUGAGCAGAUCCUCCGCGAACUCAAGGCGGGCUUGGGCUCGAGCUCGAAUGCGGGCGCUCACUCUUGUGCUCAGGCGACACCAGUCUCAAGACACAUCAGCCCAAGUGCCCACGAUUAUAACUCCGAUCCAACCGAAGCAAUGGAUCAGCAAGAGUCCAAGACUGGGCUGGACGGAGUGAUGGCCACCCAGUCGGCUUAUGCGAGCAAAUUCCUGGAGACGGCAGUCUCUCGCAGCCCGGUGCAGAUGUCUGUUUCUUCCAAGGUCAAUGCCGCGGUUGCGACUCUCAAGCAGCUUGUCAGCAUCCAGGAUAAUAAUGCCUCUUCUUCUGCCCGCUCGAAACAGAAGCCGCUCUCUGGCUGUAACUUGGGAGAAAUGUCCAUGCCUCCGAUCCAUGUUGUUCUUCCGUUGCUCCGCAAAGCCAGAGAGAAUUAUGGAAAUGCUUUGCAAUCAUAUUGUCCCUUCAUUCCCUUUGAUCGCCUCACCGAAAAGUGCCGUGAAGUGUACUUUGCUACAGAGGAUUAUUCUGAUGCGACAUUCAUCGUGGCGAACGGAGGCCUAUAUCAACUCUUCGGUGCAGCUAGCUUCAUGAGCGAGGAUCCCGCCGUGCAAGAAGAGUACCAAAGAUAUGUUGCUAUGUGCAAAGGUAAUCUCGACAAGACGCUGGCGAACCUGCACCUUUUGAUGCCCGCCACCCCGGACUCUAUUGAGGCUUUAACCAUGGGUGCAUCACAUGCUAUUGAGAUUUCUAAGCCUUCCUUCGCAUUUACUCUGACAUCGACUGCGUCACGACUGUGCCAGGCAUUGGACUUUCACCGAAAGUCAUCGCUGGAAGGUACCAGCGCGAAGGAGAAAGAGCGUAGACUAGCUGUUUUCUGGUCAAUCUACUGCAUGGACCGAGCGCUCUCACUGCGACUAGGAAGAGCUCCAACAAUUCCAGACUACGACAUUGAUUUACCAUCGAAUUUCGGACCGACCGAUGUGGGCGAACCAUGGAUAACUGCCUUCGGUCUGUGGGUGCAGUUGGCAAGGAUUCAGGGUUUGGUUUACGAAAAACUGUACAGCCCUGCUGCCCUUCGCCAGGACCCGAAGUUCAGAAUGGCAGAGGCUCGCAGCUUGGCUGCCAGAAUGCAGGAUGAUGUUAUGUACCCAUUCGAGGUCAGUGUUUGCUCUCCUUUUUAUGAUGAAUCUAACACUAGGCAGAAGAUAUACCCCCUUCUGAAUAACAUGAAUCGCGUCGAAUCGAUAUACAUUCAAUGCGACGAAGUUUGCCGAUAUUCGACACUGACUUUGAUCUACCGAGCCAUCCCACCACAGGCAGGUGCCACGGGCACUUUUAUCAACGAGUGCAUUCAAUCUGCUAGGAACGCUCUCCAGUCGCACAAAUCGUGCAUGGCAGUUUUGAAGGAGGCCACACCAGCCACAAAGCUCUCGUAUCUGCAUUGGUCUAUUUUAUACUCGCCAUUCGUUCCGUUUAUUGUCCUAUUCUGCCAUGCGAUCGAGGUCUCCUCCUGGGGAGAUUUGGAUCUGCUCGAUGACUUCGUGGUCUCCCUAGAACCAAACUGUCCCCUCUCAACUGCUAUUGCCAAGCUUCACCGGCUCUGCCAGGCCCUUAGCAAUGUCGCGCGGCUGUAUAUCGAGGCCAAAGCGGAGAGUCAGAAACAAGAGGGCCAAGCUCUCGCGUCGGUCGGCCACGAGUUUGAUACCUACCUCAGUGCUCUUGGCCUGGCUCCUCUCGCCGACGAGGGCGAUGCACGGUGGGCUACAGCCCCUGUACCUGGCACAAUGUCUGGAGACUUGAGAUAUCCUGAGGCAAACACCAUGAAUCAACCGGUGCAGCACAUGACACAACUAGGAAAUUGGUUCUCAGGAAACCAGUACAUGAUGGGCCUGCUGGAGGAGGAUAUACCGAUGUUCAAUCAGCCCCAUCUCGGCUAG
Messenger RNA from Aspergillus calidoustus, 2112 nucleotides. NCBI's taxonomy places the organism in Eukaryota, Fungi, Ascomycota, Eurotiomycetes, Eurotiales, Aspergillaceae. The record is from the annotation of a GenBank genome assembly.